ACUAGCCGGCUUCGUUUCUGCUGUGCCACAAUGGAAACUCCGACCUAGCCUCUUCUGAGCGCGGGGCACAGGGACUGAUUCCUCUGGCCUCAGCUGCCCUUGGGGAGCAUCCUUACCCCCACGUCCGCAGGGACCAUCGCAGCCGGGACUGGCGGGUGGGUGGGAAACUGGGCUCGCCCUGGUCCCCCUGCGCAGCCGCUCCCGACUCCUGGCCUCCACCCCUAAACUGCCCGCGCAUCGUUACCCACGCUUAGCGUCCCCCGAUCCAAGGACACAGGCACCCGCGGAUCAUCCGAAACUGUGCGGGGUUCUGACCCUGCACCAGGCAAACUGACUUUUCCCUCUGAAUCGUUCGCUUAAUACAGUUAAUUCGUACUCUUUAUCAAAAACAUGAACUGCGGAAAGGAAAAAGAACUAAGGUAUGUACGUCCCUACCGGCCAGAAAUACUUUUAGCAUUCUGAUGUAUUUCCUUUCAGUCAAAAAUACAUUACUGGGAUACCAGAGAUAUUACUUAAGAGACUAACUUUUCACUUUAUGCCAUUAUUGGGCACUUAACUCCUGCCAUCAAACAGCCUAACAAAAUGUGCAAUGCUGAUAAAAGUUCUCCCGAGAAAUGCACAACUCCCUCACGGUUGAUACUUGGAUAAUUUCCUAUUUUUGACUGACACGAGCAAGUGUUUGGUCAGAUUUUGCCACUUGCCCCUCUCGCGCCAGCGGCGUAAGGGCCGGGGUGGUGGAGGAGCGGGUCACAGUUCCCGGGACUGGAGCGCCGGGGCCUCGCGCGGGGCACCCUCCAGGCUCUGUGACAUCAGCCCUAGCCCCCGCCCCCUCCGACGGAGCGGAUCGAAGCGCGGGGUUAGGAUCUCCAGACACGCACGCGCCGGGGCGCGGGCGGGCUGCGGGGCAGCCCGACGCGAUGGAAUCGGCCUUUUCCAGGGUUCGGGCUCCGGCCCAGGCGCCACCACCCAAGGCGUGGUCGCCGGUGGGCUCCGAGGAGGAGCUCUAUGACUGCCCGGAUUACUACUACCUGCGCGACUUUCCAGCCUGCGGGGCGGGGCGCAGCAAGGGCCGGACGCGGCGCGAGCGGGAACUGCGCACCAACUGGCUGGUGCCCGGCGGCCACGAGCGUAAGAUCGCACAGAAGCUCCUAAACGGCCAGCGCAAGCGUCGCCAGCGGCAGCUGCAGCCCAGACCGCGCACCCGUCUCGCCUGAGCGCCGGACACCCGAAGGACCUGAUAAAAGUAUUUUCUCUGCCUCCAGCUGUAACUGUGGUCCUAAGGGGGACAGUCCAUGUUGGUCAACAGACCUCCUUUUCGACAGGACUUAAGUUUACUGCUUCAGUAUCUUUUCCUUACUGAUUGUUAAGUAACAUCCAAGUGGGUAUGCCUGUUUAGGGUUUUUAAUUAAAAGAGAGAAGCAAG
Messenger RNA from Phacochoerus africanus (Common warthog), 1423 nucleotides. RefSeq names its product nuclear protein 2, transcriptional regulator (gene NUPR2). Bases 918 to 1214 code for a protein of 98 amino acids. The transcript is spliced from 2 exons. NCBI's taxonomy places the organism in Eukaryota, Metazoa, Chordata, Mammalia, Artiodactyla, Suidae. Gene Ontology annotation, biological process: negative regulation of cell cycle; regulation of transcription by RNA polymerase II; negative regulation of cell population proliferation. Gene Ontology annotation, cellular component: nucleus. The record is from RefSeq and is a predicted model, not a curated record.